AGCAACAACAAUCAAAGAAGCUCUAGCCAGAUGGGAAGAGAAAACUGGUCAGAGGCCAUCUGAUGCCAAAGAGAUAAAGCUUUAUGCCCAGAUUCCCCCUAUAGAGAAGAUGGAUGCAUCCUUGUCCACACUUGCUAAUUGCGAGAAGCUUUCACUGUCUACAAACUGCAUUGAAAAAAUUGCCAACCUGAAUGGCUUAAAAAACUUGAGGAUAUUGUCUUUAGGAAGAAACAACAUAAAGAACUUAAAUGGACUGGAAGCGGUAGGGGACACGUUAGAAGAACUGUGGAUCUCUUACAAUUUUAUUGAGAAGUUGAAAGGGAUACAUGUAAUGAAGAAAUUGAAGAUUCUCUACAUGUCUAAUAAUCUGGUGAAAGACUGGGCUGAAUUUGUGAAGCUGGCAGAACUGCCAUGCCUGGAAGACCUGGUGUUUGUAGGCAAUCCCUUGGAAGAGAAACAUUCUGCUGAAAGCAACUGGAUUGAAGAGGCAACCAAGAGAGUGCCCAAACUGAAAAAGCUAGAUGGUACUCCAGUAAUUAAAGAGGAUGAAGAAGAGGAAAACUAACACCGGGUUUUUCACUUUGUGUUAAUUUAUUUAAAUGUCAUAAGAACAAUAGAUAAGUUUUGUAUAAUUGUCUACUUUAAAGUUUCUGUGUGGGGCAAAAGGUUCUUAAAAUAACACAAAUCUCUUUUUUAUUCCCUUAACCUAUUCAGUGUUUCUCCCCAACACCAGUAAUGCUAACUUUAUAUAUUCUAGUUCUCUUUUUAGAAACUACAAAUUUUCCAUUUUUGUCUUCAUUCGCAGUUAUGUGCUGCGUGGCCCCAUCUACUGAAACCUUUAUUGGCCAGUCAUUUUUAACAACAAAGGAACAAAUGUUCUUUAUUCAGUUUGUUAGUUGUUUGUUUGGUCUUUUUUUUUGGCCAGGCAUUUGAAGAGAUAUACUUUUGAAUCUGUAGAACAUUUUUCCUGAAGGUCCAUCUCCUUUGAUUUAGAAGCACAAAUGUAUCAUGCCUUUGUUCAGAAGGCAGAAGGGUGAUGGGAAGAGUUCCUCUUAGAAAUACAGCAGCAGCCCUAGAGCCAGGAUGCCAAAGCCCAAUUGGAAUAGCUAUGGUGAAAAAAGGAAAAAUGAAUAUCUUGGAGGCCUUCUAGCCCAUGUUAUAUUUAAUUGUUUUUCUAAAAAUGUGUGCAUUGUCAACUGGAAUUUAGGUUGUGUUUACAUGCAUGGCCGCUUGAGUCAUUGUGUACAAUCAGUCAUUCUUUGAUCCAGGUCAGUGGUUAAAAUGACUGUCAUGAUCACGCCUUUGACCAGUAAUGUGGCCAUGGUACUCAUGUGGACCUGGCCUUAAGCACACUUUUUGGCUUGUAGUUCCUUAUGUUUAAAGCAGUAGUCAUAUGUGAAUUCUCAGCCUAAAUGUUGGCCAUUGGUAUAUGUCAAAAUCUACCCUAAUGAAUUUGGUCUGGUGAUCCUCAAUGCUGGGAAAAGUGAUUGUUAUGGUUAUAAGUGUACAGACAUAGAGAUUGAAUUUAGUACCUUUCAGUAAAUGAAACCUUAGUAUUUCAAGGUGUACUUUUGAGAAGUUCUAAGUUAAACAGCUUUUAAAAUGUAUUAUGUAAGUGGUUGUGGAGGGAAGAGAGAAGAGAUAUUUUAUUAUAGGAUCGCAGGCAAAUGGCAAUGUGUUUGAGGAUUGCCUCCUAUAUGAAGCACUGUAGGUGAUUUAACCUCAAAAUUGCAAAGCAAUAGUUAGAUGCAGAGAUUAGAAUUUAUCAUGUAAGAAGAUUUUUUUUUCUGGAAAAUGCAAGGCAUUGUAGUCAGUAACCAGAUGCAGAUGCAGUCACUAACCAUAGCAGACCAUGACUGAAUCAUUCAUGGAUUGCAGAAAAGAAGUCAGGAGCCCUCUGCCAAAUUGUGCCUAAAAUCCCUCAACCAGAGACUAUUGAUUCUUGUUUCCCCAUCUACUUGUGUGAUUUUACUUGCAUAAAAUCACAGUGAAAGAGGGGAAAAUCAUUUUUUAAAAAGUGAUUGGCAUAAGUAGCCCUUGGUUUCAGAAGUUUUCAGUAUCAUUUAAGUAGGAAUUACUUGAUUUUUCUAAGAGUCACUCUGAUCAAAAGGGACCACUGCUUUGACAAUCAACCCUAAAUACAAACAAGAGGAAAACUUAGUCUAAUAUCUUUCUAGCUUCCUUUUAGCUCUUUCUUUCAAUCUGAUAGGAAGAAACCUUUGCUCUGACUGGCUUAUACAUCAAAGCCUCUGGGCAUAUCUUUUGUGAACUGUAGGUUCAUUUUCCUUGGUGAUGUUUGAGUCCCCGUAAGCUGAGAGGGAAGAUGAUCUUCUUUACUUGUAGUUUGCACUUCAUCCAGUAGGCACACUUGAAGCCAUAUUGCUGUAUGUGGGCAUAUUUUCUAAGAGUUACCCUGGAAUAAGGAAUGGUUGACUUCAUAUUGAAUUUAUUUGUAAAAUGGCUUAUGGUUUUGGUAUUUGGUUUUUCUGAAUUCUGUAAUAUAGAAACUAGUUUUCUCGUUUUCUCUUUGUUUCUUAAUGUCUCUUAAUCACUAGUAGUUCUCAGAGAAAUUAAGGUGUUUUUCUGUGUCCAUUUCACACAAAAUUCAUAUUCAGUUCCACUCAACAAAUAUUUGGAUUGCUUCUAUGCAUCCCUGUUCAUGGAAUCAAAGUCAGAAUCCAUGUCAUUAGAAAAUGGAAGAUAAGGGUGUAUGAAGAAGUUCAGGAUGUUUUCUCAAAUCAUUCCUCAAAUCCUUUACUGCUCCAAAUUUAGCUGAUAUUAAAUGCCUUUGGUUUAUGUGUCUUGGAUUAGAUAUUUUAACUACUUGAAAUGGAUUCUCUCUGUGCUCCUGGUUUAAAGAAUUAAGCUAUAAGUGGAUCAUUUAAAUUUCUUACCCCUAUUCUUAUAAAUGAUAGUAGAAGUUCUGGAAUCAGUUCACUAUCUUUAUUUUCACAGCAAAUUUGAUUUUAGUCUACUAAGGAAUUUAAUUUUUCUAUGUUCCCUAACUCUAAGCUUGUGGCCAUAUUUCCCAGCCAGGCCUUGAAAGACUUUUGUGUUCUCUGUUAGUAGGAUUUUGUUCCUUUAAACCAGAGGUUCUCAACCUUGGCACUAUUAACAUUUUGGGCUGCAUAAUUCAUUGUUGUGGGGGGAUGUCCUGUGUAUCAUAGGAUAUUUAGCAGCAUCCCUGGCCUCUACGUAGUAGAUGCUAGUAGAACCCCGUCCCCAGUUGUGACAACAAAAGAUGUUUCCAGACAUUGCCAUCUGUACCCUGGGGAAGGGAGGUGAGAACAGAUUCUCCCUUGGUUAAGAAUCAGUGUUUUUUACACCAACAUUCCUUUUGUCCAAGGCCCAUUUACUUUUACUCUCUAGCCAUGUGCCACUUGAGUUGUAUGAGAGAAGGUGAUAUAUUUAAUAAUCAUGAAAGGAGAGAGAUGGCCACUGGUAUUUCCCCUUUUUGUAGUGCUCAUUUUCAUAAUUUUCACGUUAGGAACUCAGGGCUGAAAGGUUUAACUUACCUUUUUUCAGCAGGGUCUCAACUUUUUUUUCUUAGCAUUCUUAUCUUAGGACAGUAAUUAUUAACCUACCUCUCUGUUACUAUCAACAGAAUCCAACUUUAUGAUAGAUUUUGCUUUGUCUCUAAAGUUUAAUAUUUUGAGUGUACUUCAGAAAAUGGAUCAUCAUUCUUUAAGCGUCAUUCAUUGUCUAAUGAUGCAUAGAAUUUUACAGACUGUGGCAAUCAUUAAAUACGGAAAAAUAUUGUAUAAAAUAUGAUAAUCAUAUAUGAAAGUUAGCUGGUGUAGACAUCGAUUUUGGGUGUGAUCAGAAGAAUGUCUGCUCAUGACAACUUGUGAAUAAUUUGGUAUGGUUACUGGAUCCAUUCCACAUAUAGAGGCGGUAUAAGGCACUUGAAUGUGAUUCCUGUGUGGAAAGAAAAUUUCCACUUGUGCAGGUGCUUCUUCUGACACCUUUACCAGUGGUCUGAAGCCAAAUAUGGAGGAAUUAGAAAUCAAUCUUGACUAUUGACUUAUUCUCAGAGUAGGUGAUGUAUAAAUAGAGUUGGAAUUCUACCUGGGUUUUUUUUAAGGGAUACAUGGAAAAUUGUAGGACCCAGAAAGGUUGGACUUAAUCAUUCACUCUAAAAAAUUGGAGAAAAGUGUCAAAGCAGCAAUCAUGAAUACGUAGUGUCUCUCUGAUGUAGUCAGACCAUCAAUCAGUUCACUAAGACCUUACCUGUUGUAUGUAUUGGUAAAGGGAGAAAACUGCUAAGAUGCAAGUUAUACUUUACCAGAAAUUUAUUCCUUUGGCACAUAAUUUAUUUGGGCUGUUUAAUGUGUCUGUAAAUAAUGAAAUAUAAAAUAAGAUUCAGUAUAGCAGAGUUGGUGCUUCUUCUGACACAGCUAACUUGAUUGUAUUCUUUAUCUUCAGUCUAGCAUGUAUCAUAUUUUCUUUUUGUGAAAUCAUAAAAUAAGUAAAAAUUUAAAAAUUAAGGGUUAUG
This is a messenger RNA of Galeopterus variegatus (Sunda flying lemur), 4495 nucleotides long. It is a transcript of the gene DNAL1, whose product is annotated as dynein, axonemal, light chain 1. Bases 110 to 565 code for a protein of 151 amino acids. The record is from RefSeq and is a predicted model, not a curated record. NCBI's taxonomy places the organism in Eukaryota, Metazoa, Chordata, Mammalia, Dermoptera, Cynocephalidae. Gene Ontology annotation, cellular component: cytoplasm. Gene Ontology annotation, molecular function: protein kinase binding. The transcript is spliced from 7 exons.